AUGUUAGGCCUUCACAACAUUCUCUUUAUAGCUCCACCAUCUUCUUCUUUUCCACACCAACAGCCACCACACAUUCCCUCUGCUCAACAAAUAAUUGCCAAUACCAGCGAUCAGUGUAACAUUGCAAACAACCAAGAAUCUUGGACCACUCUGAAGAGAUAUCAGCAAGAAGCAAGUUUUCUUAAAAGGGGUGCUUUGAAUGUUGUUGGGGAUAACGAUACUUCUAGGAAGACAAAUACUGGUCCUGCAAGAGCUUGUAGGGACUGUGGAAACAGGGCGAAGAAAGAGUGUCAGUAUAGGAGGUGCAGGACUUGUUGCAAGGGUAGAGGGUAUGAUUGUACCACUCACAUGAAGAGCACGUGGGUGUCUGCUGCGAGGAGGCGAGAGAGGCUUGGUUGUAGUGGUGGUGGUGGUGCCUCUUCUGCUUCUUCUGGUGGUGGCUGUGUUGGUGGUAAAAGGCCAAGAGAAAAUGUGACUACUACGUCUAAUAGUUUUAGUACUUCUAAUAACAAUGCUGCUGCUUCUAUCAAUUUGGAUACUGGCUCUAGUUACCAAGAUGCAAGCUUCAAACAGUCUUUACCAGGUCAUGUUCGUGCACCGGCAGUUUUCAGGUGCAUCAGAGUAACAGCCAUAAAUAGUGGGGAAGCUGAGGUUGCCUAUCAAGCUGAGGUGAAUAUAAGUGGCCAUGUUUUCAAGGGCUUUCUUUAUGAUCAAGGGAUCGAUGAGAAAAACCUGUUUCCAUGUAUUUCAAAAAUGCCCUCUGGUGAAAGGACUAGAGACUCUGCUUCGCCAAUCGUCAAACCAUCUGAAGCCUACGCAGCCUCUCGGAACCAAAGACUGCUUGAAGGUACAAAUCGCAGCACCUAA
Messenger RNA from Dovyalis caffra, 867 nucleotides. The record is from the annotation of a GenBank genome assembly. Lineage: Eukaryota; Viridiplantae; Streptophyta; Magnoliopsida; Malpighiales; Salicaceae.